GGGAAGCAGCAGCACGCUCCCUGCCCCACUUCCCUCCCCAUCUCGCUGCUCCCUGCCAGCGCCGAGGGCUGGCACCGCGCUCCUUGGCCGUGCUCCCAUGGCCAAGUGAGAGAGGGGCCUGCCCAGCUCCCCACUUCUUUUUUUUUAAGCUUGCUUUGACUGGCGUGUAAAGGAAAUGGAAACGCAGUUGCAGUGGGUUAGCACGGACUUGGUUUCUGCUUGUCGGCCUUCGCUGCUGUGGGUGCAGGAGAGAGCUGUGAAAGGCAGAGGGAGGCUGUGUGCAGCGGGGCCCUCCGACACCCUCCCCCAGGAACAGGCCUGGUCUGCCCCCGUCCAGAGAUGCUCUCGGCCCCUCUCCGUGGGAGCGCUGAGGUUCCCCCGGCACACACAUGGCACUCGGGGGCAUCGCAAUGCACCUUUACAGAUAUGACUGCACACGCUGUCCACGGUCUCACCUCUGUAGGCAGUAGCACGUGCCUGCCUGCACGGGGUGCCUUGCACUCGUAUACGCUCAUGCAAAAACCGAGCGCGCAUCUUCCUGCUCGUGAUCACGGCAGGAGCUGCACGAACCCAGCCCCGCACCUCUCCAUGCACUCACAGAUGUUUGUGCAUGUGCCCUCAAACAAAAUAAAUAGUAAUAGAUAGUAAUACUGCCUCAACCCCCUGAUCCUGUACAUGGGCGUACGCACCCAUGCAGUCCUGACUCCUGUGCCUGGACCUGUCAACUUUAAACCUGUAUUUAAGCUGCGGUUGGCAGCAUCUAGGAGAUGCACAUGUGCUCUCCUGAGUCCUCGUGCUGACACUGUGCACCUAGGACUAUCAUCCCGGGCGAGGUGUCUGUUUGCCUGUAGCAGAUGCAGGCAGUAGCAAAGAAGUGACCCAAAAGUGUUGAAGUCUCUCUCUUGGGAUGUGAUAUUGGUGGGAAAGAGCCUUGUCAAGCUGAUUUUUGCAAACUGACUUUGUUCCAUUAAGUGUCUGAGCUGUGGUGUUUUCACAUGCACGUGAGGGCUUUGGUGGAUAGCUUUGCUCAGAAAUGAAAAUCAUCUCAGACCUGCCAUCAGAAAAGGCUCUGUCCAUCCCUCAACUCCAGCCGAGUCCCUCUUUCUUCCAGAAUAGACUUAAAUCCUACAAGUGGUGCCGGCGCUGGCACCGCACGGCGUGACUGGGCAGACGGCCCCUCCUGGGGAUGGCAGGAGAGAUGGCACCUCCGGUGCACCCCAUCCUUUGACUAAAGCUACGGUGCUUCAUCUGCACCCAAAUUGCCCCAAAACAGAGACCAUGACAGCUCCCUGAUUCUGAUCCAUCUUCAGGGUUUCACAGUAACAUGAGAAAGGGUUGAGAGGUAGCAAGGAGAGGCUGGCAGAGCCUCUCGGCCUCCAGCGAGGUCCUGCCACACUCCACCGUGUCUCCCCGUGGUGGCCUGCCACGUGGUUUGACCUGUUGUCUGUCUUUCCUCCUUUCUGCCUGGGCGAGGAUCCCCCUCGGACAGGAGGUCUCUUCUGCAUGCCUGUCUGCCACACCAGCACCCAGCCACCAGAUAGGUGACUGUGUGCUGGGCGGAGGAGGUGCCGGCGCGUAACAAGCAGUCCCUGUCUUCCCAGGCUGAGCACGCUGGCAUCCGGACCUACUUCUUCAGCGCCGAGAACAUCGAGGAGCAGGAGUCCUGGAUCCAAGCCAUGGGCGAGGCUGCCCGGGUGCAGAUCCCACCGACCCAGAGACAUGAGAAGACGGACUCUGAAAACAUCCCUCCCAGCAAGCACCACCAGCACCACCGCAACACCACUCACCGGGAGCACCCCAAAGCCGACCCCGAUGCCAAGACCCGGGGGGAAGGCGACGGCCGUGGCUCGGAAAAGAUUGAAAGGAAACCGGAGAGGAUGGAGAGCAAGAAGGAGCCCUUGGCCAAAGCCAACGGCAUCACGGCGCAGGAGAUGCCCUCGGAGCCUGGCAGCCCGUACCCCGAGGCGCCCCGGGUGCCGAGCAGCGUGGAGCGGCCGACGCAGCCCAACGGCUGGCCCUACUCGUCACCCAGCCGCCCCGGCAGCACCGCCUACCCCCAGCUGGACGGGGAGAGCGUGGUGCACCGCCGGGGCUUCGUGCCACGCACCAACCCCGAGAAGAUCGCCCAGCGGAAGAGCUCGAUGACCGCCGGGCCCCCCCCCAGCCGCCCCCGCCUGUACUCCCCGGUCCGCUCGCCCAGUGCCCGCUUCGAGAGGGUGCCGCCCCGGGGAGAGGAGAUUUACGCCGGCCCGGCUACCUUCAUGAUGAGGCGAUCAGUCAGUUCUCCUAAGGUAAAAGCCCUUUUGCCGCUCGGUACCUGUGAGGAUGAACUUUUAGACCUUCAGUUGCAAAGAAACCUAGAGUAUUUGGACCAGCAGAUGAGCGAGAGUGAAACUCUGAUCAGUAUGGUGAACAGGAUGGUGGAGAACUCUUCCCCUAGGGCUCAGCUCUACAUGCAAGUGACGCCUUUCCCGGAAGCCUACAGGGAGACGCUGCACGCCUACAAGAUAAGCGAGCAAGACACGGAUAAGCUCCUGGGGAAACUCUGCGAGCAGAACAAAGUGCUGCGGGAGCAGGAGCGGCUGGGGGAGCAGCUCCGAGCGGAGAAGGAGAGCCUGGAGAGUGCCCUCAUGGGGACGCACCAGGAGCUGGAGAUGUUUGGGAGCCAGCCGGCCUACCCGGAGAAGCUGCUGCACAAGAAGGAAUCGCUCCAGAACCAGCUCAUCAGCAUCCGUGUGGAGCUGUCCCAGGCCAGCACGGCCUUGGCCAACAGCACUGCCGAGUACGAGAGUCUGGAGAGUGAGGUGUCCGCCCUGCACGACGACCUCUGGGAGCAGCUAAACCUGGACAUCCAGUGGCCGGGCUCUCCCCAGGAGAGGCCGAAGAGCGCCGUGUUCGCCACCGAGACAAAGGUGAAAAUGAGCGUGGAGGAGCAGAUCGACCGCAUGAAGCGGCACCAGAGCGGCUCCAUGAAGGAGAAACGGCGGAGCCUGCAGCUCCUGGGCAGCCAGCAGCCCGAGACCCCCGGCACCAGGGCACCGGCCUCCUACAAGGUGGUGCGCCGGCACCGCAGCAUCCACGAGGUGGACAUCUCCGACCUGGAGGCCGCGCUGCGCUCCGAGGACUCAGGCAAGGUCUACGAGACGCCUCGGGAGGAGAUCGCCCGGCUGCGCAAGAUGGAGCUGGAGCCACAGCAUUAUGACGUCGACAUCCAUAAGGAGCUCUCAACACCGGACAAAGUCCUCAUUCCCGAGCGGUACAUCGAACUGGAGCCCGACACCCCCCUCAGUCCCGAAGAGAUGAAGGAAAAGCAGAAGAAGGUGGAACGGAUAAAAACCCUCAUUGCCAAAUCCAGCCUGCAGAAUGUGGUCCCGCUGAGCGAGGGUGAGGUGGACACCCCCCAGGACCCGGAGACCCAGCUCCAGGAGCAGGAGAAGAGGAUAGAGAUCUCCUGCGCCCUGGCUGCGGAGGCCUCCCGCCGGGGCCGCAUGCUCUCGGCUCAAUGCGCUACCCCAAGCCCUCCCACCUCCCCAGCUUCCCCGACUCCACCGACCAACCCCCUCUCGUCUGAAACAUCCCGGGUCGCCGACAGCAGCCAUUUUAUGCGUGUCUGAGCCAUGAACGCAAGCCCUGGCUGCUGCCAACGCUGGCAAGUUCCACGGGGCCACGUUUUAGCACCUCGACGCAACACCGAAACUCUCCUCGGCCAUCGUUUUCGGUUCUCCCGGACCCCCUCCCUCUCACAAAUGGCGAGACCACCCUGGACGGAGGAGUGGGGAGAUGCACCAUGGACAGCCAGCAGAGGCCUGCUCUCACACCAGCUCCCUUGCCCUUCCUGGCCCCGGGCUCUGCUCUGGCCUGGAGGAGAUGUGCAGGAGCCUGGAGGAGAUGUGCAGGUGCCAAGAGUUUGGUCGUGGGAGCAUAGUGCCGAGGGGACCAGGAGACUGCCCUGGACUGCCAGUCAGCACAAGGAUGGGCUGUUGCAUGCGGGAUCUGUUGUGCCCAGGGAAUGGGGUAAAGUAUGGACGUUUGGGCAGGGGGAUUUGCAACCACAUCGGCAGUGCCCAGUACAGCUAGAAGGUCUCCCUACCAGGGCAGCAUUGCACCAGAGGUGUGUAGGACUCCCAUGGCUCUCUGUGCUGAUGUAUUGGUCUCCCAAGGGUCUGCAAAGAUGCUCUUCUAGGUGGAGACCAGCCAGUCCCCACCAUGGAUGAUGCUUUCACCUUCUGGUGGACCUGGAUGCUCCAUCUCUGCUCCUCGAGCAACUCUUCCCCUCCCUGUGUCCUUGCCUGAAACUGCUUUUAGCAUCCCAGGAGUUCAUCGCCAGCAGAGCGUGGUCUGCCCGUUUCUCCUCAUGCUCGUGGCCCAGCAGAAGGAAGGAAGGAGCUGAGGAUGGGGCAGAUGGAAAGAGAACUGAGGGUACUGCAGAGGUGCCUGGGCAGGAGCCAGGGAAGUGGGGCGGUCUGUGCCGGGGUGGCACAAGGGUGUCCAGUGCGCCGGUGCGCAGCAGGCACGGAGCAGCAGGUCUGUGCGGGGAUGUGGGCAUGUUGCAAAGGAGUAGUGGAGCGGUGCAGCAGGCUGGUGCUGGGGUGUGAGGUGGGGUGGCAAAGCCACAAUGCUUUCUGGGGUCAGCAGGGAUCCUUCUGCGCGUAGGGAUGAUGGAGGGAUAGGGAACAGGCUGGGGGCAAUGAAUACCUCUAGGUGAUGGCAGCGGGGGACCGUCCUUGGCCUGCUCCUGAGGGCAGUACCCCUUUCAUGGGGAUGGGAGAGGGUGAAAGACAAAUGCUACUAAAACACGGACUCAUGUGCGCUCGCGCGGGCUGCAGCAGAGGCACCGACUGCUGCAUCGGGCAAAACGCUGGCGAGCUUGCUGCAGGGGCUGGCACCGUCUCGGCGCUCCUGG
This is a messenger RNA of Struthio camelus australis, 4903 nucleotides long. NCBI's taxonomy places the organism in Eukaryota, Metazoa, Chordata, Aves, Struthioniformes, Struthionidae. The record is from RefSeq and is a predicted model, not a curated record.